GCCAGGAUGGAGGCUCCGGUGUGCCUGGUUGAGAACAGGAAAAAUUGCCUCCAUGUUUCUCCGGAGGCCCUUCAGUUGCUCUCAGACAUUCGGAAUCCGGUGGUGGUGGUGUCCAUCGUGGGACCGUAUCGCACGGGCAAGUCCUACCUGAUGAACAGGCUGGCUGGCAAAAAUUCAGGUGAGAAGGACAGAGAUGACCCAGGCCAAUAUCCACAAGGUGAACACCUGGGUGGGAAAAGGAACACCCCCAAUUCCGGGGUUCUCUGCUCCAGUAGAGAGGCCUGGAUCUUCACUUUGGCCGUGUUGCUGAGCAGCACCCUCGUCUACAACAGUAUUGGGACCAUUGAUCAGAUUGCCCUGGACAAGCUUCAUUUUGUGACGGAGCUGUCUAAACAUAUCAAGGCCAAGUCUUCCUCCACUCCUGGAGAUACAGAUUCUGAAUUUGUUUGCUUCUUCCCAAACUUUGUUUGGUCUGUGCGAGAUUUCCCACCGCAGCUGCAACGGGAUGGGAAAUCCAUCACAGAGGAUGAAUAUCUCGAACAUGCUCUGAAAUUAAAAGAAGGUGACAGCAAGAAGGAGCAGGCAUUCAAUUUGCCACGGAAAUGCAUCCGACUGUUCUUCCCUACCCGGAAGUGCUUCAUCUUUUAUUGCCCUACUACACCUGAGAACUUAUGCAAUGUGGAACAGAUGUCGGAUGAUCAGCUGCACAAAGGUUUUGUGGAACAAGCAAAGACAUUCUGUCAUUAUAUCUAUGAAACAUCUCAAGAAAAGACUCUUCCAGGAGGGCACAUUGUCACUGGCAACUUGUUGGCAAAGUUAGCCAAGGGCUAUGUGGAUGCAAUCUCUAGUGGGAACGUUCCCUGCCUGGAGAAUGAAGUCUUGGCCUUGGUGGAGAUUGAGAACAGGGCAGCCGUGCAGGAAGCUGUUGCUUGCUAUGCGCAACUGAUGGAGCAAAGCGUGGAGCUACCCACUGAGACUCUCCAGGAACUUCUGGAUGUACACAAAAAAUGUGAGGAACAAGCCCUCAAGAAGUUCAUGGCUGGUGCCUUUAAGGAUGAUACACGUCAAUUCCAGGCUGAAUUCAUGGAAGGUCCUUACGCGGCCGCCCUAGCAACAACAAGGACCCAGCCUGUAGUGCCUAUGCCAGCGAAAACAGAGUUUAAAACUGUGGAGAGCAAAAAGGAAGAGUACUGCAGCAAAAAUGAGCUGAAAUCUUCUGAAAUCUCUUCAGCUUUAUUGCGCUCAAUCUGUGAGAACCUGGAGCAGAACAUCAAGAACGACAGCUACUCCCGAUCUGGUGGCUACCCGAAAUUUGUAAAUGACCUCCCAAAAGUGGAGAAACAAUUUUUGGAGACACCUAAGAAAGGAAUAAUGGCAAGGAAAAUCCUGAAAGAAUUUCCCCAGAACAAGGAAAACUUCUAUACCACUCCAGAUUAUUCUCUGUUUCCGAACUCCUUGCUCUGCAAGGCAAGUGCCACAACAGAUCUGGACUCCCCCACAGAUCCUAAGCCUGUGUCUGAAACGCCUAGCACUAGCAAGGACAAGAAGAAGAAGGGGCCCUUCCAUAGACCACCUGUGGCUAAGGAGGAGAUCCCCACGCCAGAGAUGUUUCUAGAGGUGCUCAAAUCCCAAUGGCUGAGGCCAGGGUCCUUUCCCACUCCAGGGGGAAAUGAGAGGAAAUUCUAUAACCUUAACCCGACCUUUGCUCAAGCUCUCCAGGUUCCUGAGGUGGACAACCUGGUUGCCACCCUAGCCUCAGCGUCAGCAGUGAUCACAGGCAACAUCGCCAGCUGCCUCAAGGCAGAGGACAAGAAGGCAGACAUCGUGUUGUGCAAGAUGUUCCAGGCCAUAACAUGGGCCAUUAGGGCGUCUGCUUAG
This is a messenger RNA of Thamnophis sirtalis, 1878 nucleotides long. Lineage: Eukaryota; Metazoa; Chordata; Lepidosauria; Squamata; Natricidae. The record is from RefSeq and is a predicted model, not a curated record.